Messenger RNA from Alligator sinensis (Chinese alligator), 1638 nucleotides. RefSeq names its product ST6 N-acetylgalactosaminide alpha-2,6-sialyltransferase 3 (gene ST6GALNAC3). Bases 184 to 1101 code for a protein of 305 amino acids. NCBI's taxonomy places the organism in Eukaryota, Metazoa, Chordata, Crocodylia, Alligatoridae. The transcript is spliced from 5 exons. Gene Ontology annotation, molecular function: alpha-N-acetylgalactosaminide alpha-2,6-sialyltransferase activity. Gene Ontology annotation, biological process: oligosaccharide metabolic process; ganglioside biosynthetic process. The record is from RefSeq and is a predicted model, not a curated record.
CAAACAGGGCAUGAAAAGACUAAUAUGACUAACGGAGCUUAGAAUUGUGGUACCCUUAUUUGGAUCUACAGGAAUGUAGAAUUUAGCAGUUCUGCAGCUCUGCCAGCCUUUUUCCUGACACUGGAGUUGUUAUUCACAAAGUAGAAUCCUUCUGCUUUGUGCUAGGAAGGAUAGAAAAAGAACAUGGCCUGCAUUUUGAAGAGAAAAUCCAUUGUUGCAGUUAGUUUCAUAGCAGCAUUCCUCUUCCUGAUCAUCGUUCGUCUCACAAAUGAAGUGAACUUCCCUUUGAUAUUAAACUGCUUUGGACAAACAAGUGUCAAAUGGAUACCAUUUUCCUACACCCAAAGACGGACUCUCAGAACCCACUAUGGAUAUAUAAAUGUGAAAACUCAAGAGCCUCUACAAUUGGACUGUGGCCUUUGUGCCAUUGUUUCAAACUCGGGUCAGAUGGCUGCCCAGAAAGUGGGAACUGAGAUUGACCAGUCCUCCUGUAUAUGGAGAAUGAACAAUGCUCCUACCAAGGGCUACGAGGAGGAUGUUGGGAAGAGGACAACAAUAAGAGUGGUCUCUCACACCAGUGUGCCCCUGUUGCUCAAGAAUCCGGACUACUUUUUUAGGGAAGCCAACAGCACAAUCUAUGUCAUCUGGGGGCCUUUUCGGAACAUGAGAAAAGAUGGCAAUGGCAUUGUGUACAACAUGCUGAAGAAAACUGUUGACAGCUACCCCAGUGCCAAAAUCUAUGUGACAACAGAAAAGCGCAUGAGUUACUGUGAUGCUGUAUUUAAGGAGGAGACAGGAAAAGACCGAGUCCAGUCAGGUUCAUAUCUCAGCACUGGUUGGUUUACCUUAAUUCUGGCUAUGGAUGCCUGCUAUGGAAUUCACGUCUAUGGGAUGAUAAAUGACACCUACUGCAAGUCAGAAGGCUUUCGAAAAGUUCCUUACCAUUACUAUGAGCCAGGAAGAGAUGAAUGUGAUGAAUACUUUCUGCAUGAAAAUGCUCCCUAUGGAGGCCAUAGGUUUAUUACUGAAAAGAAAGUAUUUGCUAAGUGGGCCAAGAAGCACACAAUAAUAUUUACGCACCCCAACUGGACAGUGUCUUGAUGCUGGUUCCUUUGGUCCUCCUUUAGUAGCAUAAUAUUACAAAAUUGACUCAGUUUACACUGAUUUUGCUUACAUCUGACUGGACUUUCUCAGACUACCUGCCGAAUAUAAAACUGAAAAAUUAGAUGAUGAUUCAGCUGUUAAGCAAAGUUUACCAGUCUGUGGAAGGCAGAUGAGUUUCUUGCUUUAUCUCUUAGGGCUUCACACCACAUAAUGCACUUUAUACUUUAACUGGAUUUUAAUUCAAGACAAUGGCAGUUUUAAGAUGACAGUGGUUUUGUGUUAUACAUGUUUAUGCACGCAGAAUGGUGGCCCUUUAAUCUGGUCAAUUGCCUUAGAUAAUUAAAAUGAAUAUCUGCAGCCAGUGAACCUCAAGGUUUGCAGUACAAACAGCAAUUUUCUAUAAGGAAAUGCAAGGAAACAUAGGAAAUUCUGAGGUAACUAUGUAUAGUAAUCUUAUAUAUGACUAGAAAAAUUUUAAGGACCACCAAAGUGUGUGUGUGUGUGUGUGUGUGCACAUUGACAUGCACCUGAACA